GCUGCGAAGGUCCUUUUUUUCUGUUCCUGCGGCUCCCCUUCAAACCAUACAGCCUCAUUGUUUUCUUUCCAUCGCCUCACUGCGGAUGGAAGAGAAGUUUCUCAAAGGACGUCAAGAGCGCGAGGAGCAGCGGCAGCAGCGCUCCCAGGAUGGGGUCGAAAUCACAGCCCAACGGCAGCAGUACGAGGCCGAGGCAGACCAACUCGAAACUGCAGUGACGCAGCUCUUGAAGGAGAACAAUGUGACAGAGUCGCAGAAGCGCAUCGAUGCUCUGCGGACGCUUGUGCAGGACACGUCCAAUACCGUUUCUCUCACUGCGCAUGACAUGGCUAAAGCCAACGCGAUUCUUGCUCGGCUGCAGCAGCUAGUGGACGCGGCGAAGAGCGCCGAAACAGGGCCGAAGAAGUUCAAGUUUUCUUCUCGGCUGAAAGCAAAAACGAGCAGCAGCCCCUCGACGUGCUCACCCACCACCUCAGCGGAAUCACGAAACGCAGCUGCCACGACUGCGCGAGCCGAGAUAACAAAUGUCACCGCUUCUCACGCGGACGGGCGUGGCAGCUCCACCGCCGGCUUUGGCAACUCCUACGGGCCGUCGGCUGGCACGGACCUUUUCAUUGCCUCCUCGAAGGGCGUCUUCAUCAACCGAUGCACGGACUGCUCCAUCUUCUGUCUGCCGAUUGCAGGGUCCGUUUUUCUCUCCGGCUGCGCCAACUGCCGCGUCUACGUGGCGUGCCAUCAGCUGCGUUUGAAGGACUGCCGAGACACGGACAUCUUUGUCUGGUGCGCCUCCACGCCCAUCGUCGAAACGUGUUCGAACACGCGCUUUGGUCCUUAUUGUUGCUGGGAGGGCCUUCUGCGCUCUACCGCAAGUGAUGGCGCGACGUACGCCACACACGCGGAGUGGGUGCGCUGCGUCGGCGAAAUCGCAGACACCGCCCACACGGAGCAAAACUACACGAACGUGGAUGAUUUUCAGUGGGUGAGAAAGACGGCCAGUCCGCAUUGGCGGGUGAUGACGGACAAGGAAGAGUCACGCAGCAACGUUGUUUUUGGGCCGGCGACGCCUCCGAACAAGAUGGUCUGA
This is a messenger RNA of Leptomonas pyrrhocoris, 1084 nucleotides long. RefSeq lists its product as hypothetical. Gene Ontology annotation, biological process: post-chaperonin tubulin folding pathway; tubulin complex assembly. The transcript has a single exon. The coding region runs from base 86 to 1084 and encodes 332 amino acids. Gene Ontology annotation, cellular component: cytoplasm. The record is from RefSeq and is a predicted model, not a curated record. Lineage: Eukaryota; Euglenozoa; Kinetoplastea; Trypanosomatida; Trypanosomatidae.